Molecule: messenger RNA, 2181 nt
Organism: Xenia sp. Carnegie-2017
Lineage: Eukaryota; Metazoa; Cnidaria; Anthozoa; Malacalcyonacea; Xeniidae
Exons: 9
Coding region: 173-2074 (633 amino acids)
Biological process (GO): regulation of cell growth
Cellular component (GO): extracellular region
Molecular function (GO): peptidase inhibitor activity
Source: RefSeq, a predicted model, not a curated record
GCGUAUGUUGUUUCAUUAUAAGCAAAUGAACAACGUCCGGCAUCCAACAUGCGUACUUUCUGCUGAGGAGACGUGAGCUAAAAAUUUUUAAUAAAAUCUAAUUCCGAUAACAUUCGAUAAGAAAAUAAUCAUCGACUAAACUUGCGCGUUUCCACAUUCCACUGUUCAAGUUAUGGUGAUGAGCUUGCUAUACGCUAGUCAGUGUCUUGUUAUGGUUUUACUGUUUGUAUUACUGCCUGGCGCCAGGCAAAGAAGCUUAAAUGACGAUCAAAUACGACGUAGCAAUACAGACGAUCAUUUAGACAGUAGAUCGAUUUCAAAAGAGAAAAAAGUUGAAAAGUUCCUAGACGGACAGUGUCCACCAUCAAAAUGGAAUCAAACAAGAAACACACAAAAUUGUACAAAUGAAUGCAAAAACGAUGGUGAUUGCCAUGACGACUACAAAUGCUGCACAAAUGGUUGUUCACGUAUGUGUAAAGAACCAUGGUUUCCUAGAAGAGUAGUGGACUGGACCAACUUGCCUUCAUUACAUAAGGUCUUAGAUGGUUUGGACAAGUCAAAAGAGAGAAAUCGAGAAUCAACUGGAGAGCCAUGCAGUACCACUGUUGUGGACGGACUACAACCGUUACGUUGUCCAACCAACUAUGUCUGUAUUAUUAAAAUUCAUGGUGACAUUCAGUCAAAUAUUCCUAACAGAGGAGAGUGUGUCACAGAAAAUAACUUGGAGCCAUCAACUGAAGGAAAGAAAGAAAUUAAGAAAACGUACAUUUUGUCGAAUGAAGCGAAUUGCUCACGAAAAGGAAAACUAUAUGUUCACGAAGAGAAAUUCCAAAGCGAUUGCAAUACUUGUGUAUGUCACAAUGGAGUCGUAUUUUGCGAUGAUCAACCGUGUCCGGUGAAAGUUGGCAUUCCUGCAACCGCUGACACAAACAGAAAAAUGUCAAUUUCUCAGUUCAUUAACAUCGACUCUGACAUUGGAUCAGGAUCAACAAGGUCCGGAGAGGGACAAGAAAGAGCAUUAAUGGAUGAAGUCUCUGACAUUGAAGCAGGAUCAACUUGGUCCGGAGAGGGACAAGAGAAAGCAUUAAAGGAUGAAGUCUCUGACAUUGAAGCAGGAUCAACUUGGUCCGGAGAGGGACAAGAGAGAUCAUUAAAGGAUGAAUUUUCAGGUAAAAGUCAAACUAUUGAACUGGAUGUUGAGAGAAAACCAACAUCAACGGAAAGCAAAAAUCAUGUGAAGGAAAAAAUAAAUACCGACAAGUCUGUCAUGUUAACCAUGGAUGAUAAUGGAUCAGGUCAAGAUGACGAGGACUCAUCGGGAUCAAGUGGGGAGCAUAUGAAUACAACACCGGAAGAAAAUGAAGAACGAAAUGUAGAAGACACAAUUCACCUUGCGAGACCAAUCCAUUUUACAGAUCAGGAAUCAAGUGGCGAAUCCGAAGAAACUACUCCUUUACAAUUACCAACUUCUAGAGUUUACUUGACUUUAAAGACGAAUUACGAGAUUUUGGAAAAGAUUAAUCCAACACUGGCGAGAAAGCAUUCACCUUCAUCAACUGAACACUCUACCUCAAGAGCAACGACCCACACAAACCUAACGACAUUUCUGGCUUCAAAAAAGAAACCAACGACAAUAAAAACGACAUAUUUAACAACGUCAGUCACAGACCGUUCCCUUUCAGCAGGAACAAGAACUUUGUCUUCGAGGAUUGUAAAUUCAAGGCCAAGCAGACCAUACCAGCUUACGAAGAUUCUUACGACUGAUGAUGAUUCAAUCCAUUUAGAAGCAGGUCAAACGAGUGAAAGCGGUGAAGAACUUGGUUCAAAUGAUGAAGGCAGUUCGUCAGGCUCAAACGUCGUACAGAAAACGACGCAAAAGUGGAAAGAAAUUGGUAGUACAGUGGAUACCUUUCAUCUGGGAGGUAAUUCCUUGAAAGCGAGAGAAGGAUGGAGCACUCGGAACAUAUAUGUUGUACAUGAUGGAAAAUUAAAACAAGUCGAAGACGAUUUUGGAUUGUCAAAGAAAGAAGUUAGUUCUAGGGAAUAUCACGACACAACAGACGACGAAUAUUGAAAAACAUAUCACAUCCUAUUGAAUCUACUUAUCGUUUGUAAAAUACAUAGCAAAAAUACAUAGUUAUUUUAUGAAAUGCACAAGGAAAUAAAUACUAUUUUCAUUAA